CUUCCUCCCGUUAAGCCCUCUGCCAUUGCGCUGGGCACCUUCUUCAACCACGCCGUCUCCCUUGCCGUUCUCGGCCCCGUUUUCGGUGACGCCUACCGCCGCGCCCAGCAGGCCAACUCUAAGGAGGAGUAUUUCCACAGCAAAGAGGCUGCCACCGCUGCUGCAUCAUGGGGUAGCUCUCUGCUCGGCUCUGCCAUCCAAUCCUACGGUGUUGGCGCUUUGAUUAAUGCUACCGGAACCCUCACCUACAAGGGCGCUGCUUAUCUGGGAUCCCUCAUCUUCUUUGCCUCCGCUGCUCCCUCAAUCGUCUCCCAAGUCGUCACCGAGAAGCGCCCCUUGGACACCAUUGCCAUCGGAGCCCUUGCCCGCGUCCUCGAAACCGUCGGUCUCUCCCUCUUCCUGACCUACUGGGGCACCCGCACCAACCCCUUCGACUAA
Messenger RNA from Westerdykella ornata, 438 nucleotides. RefSeq names its product DUF1761-domain-containing protein. Lineage: Eukaryota; Fungi; Ascomycota; Dothideomycetes; Pleosporales; Sporormiaceae. The annotation marks the transcript as partial. The transcript has 2 exons. The record is from RefSeq and is a predicted model, not a curated record.